UUCCGUUUCCGGAGGCCGGCGGGGCGGUUGCGGUUCCGGGGCCCGCGGCGGCGGGCGAUGCUGGAGGAGGGACGCGGCCGCUGCGCCAUGAGCUUCCUCAAGCGGUUCCCGCCGCCGGCCGAAGGCGUUCGGCACCGGCAGCCCGACACGGAGGCGGUGCUGGCGGGCCGCAGCCUGGGCGCCGGCACCCUGUACAUCGCCGAGAGUCGCCUGUCUUGGCUGGAAAACUCUGGCGUUGGUUUCUCCUUGGAUUAUCCCACCAUAAGUUUACACGCCGUGUCCAGGGACCUGAACGCGUACCCGUGGGAGCACUUGUACGUCAUGGUGAGCGCCAAGUUCGAAGAAGCAGAGACAAAAGAGGCUCCCAUGGCUGAAGGGGAGGAGGAGGAGGAGGAAGAAGACAGCGAUGACGAUACGGAACCAAUUGCAGAGUUCCGAUUUGUACCCAGCGACAAAUCAGCCUUGGAAGCCAUGUUCUCAGCAAUGUGUGAUUGCCAAGCUCUGCACCCAGACCCAGACGAUGAAGAUUCAGACAACGACUAUGAGGGGGAGGAGUACGAUGUUGAGGCCCAUGAGCUACAACAAGGUGACAUCCCAACCUUUUACACUUAUGAAGAGGGAUUGUCACAUUUAACUGCAGAAGGUCAGGCCACUCUGGAGAGGUUGGAAGGCAUGCUAGCCCAGUCUGUCAGCAGUCAGUACAACAUGGCUGGAGUGAGAACAGAAGACUCAAUAAGGGAGUUUGAAGAUGGGAUGGAAGUGGACAUAGCACCAGUAGUGGCGGGGCAGUUUGAAGAUGCAGAGGUCGAUCACUGAGAAGGACGUUUGCUGCUAUUCCUCUUGUGGCACUUGCAGAAGAAGCUGUAAAACCGAAGGCGUUGCAGUGACUAUCGGGAGUUAACCUUUCUGUUAAUGGCUGAAGCUUAGACAUCUAGGUCCAUAAAUGUUUCAUAGAUGUUUAAAACAGGGUUUGACAUUUAUGACCACUAAGUUGUUUUAAAAACAAAACGCAACAGGAACAAAAAACCCCAAUAAAACCUCUUGCAUCUAAUAACACUUGGAUGGGGCUAAUCAGGAGUCACUUCAGAGAAGCUUUUGUAGGAAUUCUAGGGCUUCAGGAUUAAAACUGUAAGUAGAAUGGGAUUUGAGAUUGUCCUAGAAUUGGCCAUAUUUUUGUACCUGUUCAUUGGGUGGGUGGAGUUGGGUGGAAACAGGAAUCUUGCAAAUUUGGACUGAAGGGAAAUAAGGUCGGCCAGGGAUUAAAAGCAGAGUUACAUUUUAAUGCCCUCAAGUAGCUGGUUUAUCAUUUCAGUGUCAUCACUGUCACUUCUCAGAGAGUAGGAUUUGGGUGGUGGAGGAGAUAGAAUACAAUCUGUAAAGUCCUGACAAAGAGAACUGCUUUGUGUGUUUGUAUUAAAUGUUAACAGCAUUGUUAAAUAAACUACGAUUUUUUUCUAUCUCACAA
Colius striatus (speckled mousebird) is the source of this 1465-nucleotide messenger RNA. It is a transcript of the gene CLNS1A, whose product is annotated as chloride nucleotide-sensitive channel 1A. Bases 58 to 816 code for a protein of 252 amino acids. The transcript is spliced from 7 exons. Gene Ontology annotation, cellular component: methylosome; spliceosomal complex; pICln-Sm protein complex. Gene Ontology annotation, biological process: spliceosomal snRNP assembly; cell volume homeostasis; chloride transport. The record is from RefSeq and is a predicted model, not a curated record. NCBI's taxonomy places the organism in Eukaryota, Metazoa, Chordata, Aves, Coliiformes, Coliidae.